AUGAAGGCCGCUUUGUUCAUCGCAGUGCUCGUCGCACUCAUUGCUUUUGCCCGUGCCCAGGGUGGCCCACCCCCCUGCCAGAAGUACAAAAUCCAGAUGUUUGGAGGCCAACACGGAUUGGAGCAGUACCCCUACAACAGGGAGCUGUCCAACGUGAAGGACCUGCAGGGCGUGCGCGCCAUGAUCACCCUCUUCGAUGAGGAGGGCAUGGAAGAGGGCAUCAUCUACUUCGUCAACGACGAGUACCUCCGCUCCGUCCCCGUGAACGAGUACCCCGCCCUACCUGGCAAGGUGCAGAUCUCGGCUCAGCCCUACAGCCAGUUCAACAACGUUCUGAGCACUGUGGCGAGCUGCGUUGCCAGAGUCACUGUGGAGUUCAAGCCCGAGUGCACGGAGUCGCAGAAGGGCGUCACCGUCGUCAACUUCGCCAACUAA
This is a messenger RNA of Acanthamoeba castellanii str. Neff, 435 nucleotides long. RefSeq lists its product as uncharacterized. The record is from RefSeq and is a predicted model, not a curated record. Bases 1 to 435 code for a protein of 144 amino acids. NCBI's taxonomy places the organism in Eukaryota, Discosea, Longamoebia, Acanthamoebidae. The transcript has 4 exons.